AUGGAAAUAUUAAAGCAUUGCAGGAUUUAUCCCAUAUCAAGUUUUUGUGCCACUACAGAAACAUAUUUCAAAAUACCUGAGGAUCUAGUAAACCAGCAUUUAGCAUUAAGAACGCGUAAACUAGGGCACAUACAUGUGGUGGAACAUAGUUUCAGAUUAAGCAAAGUGAAGAAGAAAUUGAUAACUACGAAUUUGGACGAAAACAGUGGCUUAAUACUACUAAUAGAUGUGAUUUCUUGCUGGAAACAGUUUGCUAGAAGUUUAGUAAACAAUGGUCAAAGUAUUGCGUAUCUCAGCAGUGCUUCCCUUUGUCAAUUUGAUGGUUUACUAAAUUUUCUAGGGCAACUGAUAGACAGCCCCGAUGAAGCUUUGAAGAGGUGCAUCUUCACCGAUAGUUACUCCUGUUUACAACAGCCUUUGACCGGAAUUAUUAUAGACAAUCUCUCAUAUUAUCAGACCCCCGUGGCUAUGCGUGAGUUCAGUGCCUUACAAAAAAUGCUGAAGUCUUUACGAUCUACCUUUGGCUGUUGGACAAUGACAACAAGUUAUGGUCUCGAAUAUUAUAAUGGUGUUGAAGGUGGAACCUCCACUUUAUAUACCAGUUCAGGAACCAGUUUCACAAGGCUGCCUGUCUCAUAUAUCAAGGAUACAGAUCUUGUCUUAAUGAGAGAUACAGAAGACACAUACCAUUUAGUGAAAUAA
Molecule: messenger RNA, 702 nt
Organism: Nakaseomyces glabratus
Lineage: Eukaryota; Fungi; Ascomycota; Saccharomycetes; Saccharomycetales; Saccharomycetaceae
Gene: PSY3
Product: Psy3p
Biological process (GO): recombinational repair
Cellular component (GO): nucleus; Shu complex
Source: RefSeq, a predicted model, not a curated record